ACAGUAUAAUCAAAUAAGCUGGGAAAGUUCUUAUUUUUAAAAUUUUUUAUUCAAUAUUUGCACAUUGAGUGCUUUAUGAAGCCAGUUAUUUACUUUUACAUGUAUCACUACUUUUGGCAGGAUCGAUCCUCCGUAUAUUCUCGGUCACCCAGGACAUUAAAAUGUUUAAAGGAAGACAGCUGGAUUGUCCAACAGGAAAAGUCCAGUUGCCUCCAGUUAAACCAGUAGCUUUUUGUUGGAGAGGAAACCAGUUUGGACCGACUGACUCCAGGUUUCAAACGAAUCGCAGCCGUCACAGAAAACGUCUCAUGUUGGUCAAAAGGUGAAAAUGGUCGCGUCACUUCCUGUUUGACGGAGCAGAGCUCUUGACCUCUGCUGACCCCUGAGGCGAGCCGUCUGAUUGCCUCGUUACGGGGUAAAUAUUGCCAUAGUGACGCAGAGCUGCUCCUGCUGGGUAUAAACGCUGCGGAUGGAACGUCAGCCUCGGCAUCCAGCAGGCCGCCGCAGCGCCGCCGACCUCAGAGCCUUCAGCCUCCACCACAUCCGAGUCGGUCAGCACCAUGGUCAGCGCCAGCAUACUGCUGCUCAGCGCCUCCUGCUGGCUGCUGGUGGCGCUGAGCACCUGCAACGAGCGGCUAGAGGAGCGAUCGCCCGAGUACGACUUCAUCAAGACCGAAGAGGAGAAGGAGCUGAUCGAAGCUCUGCAGGAAGUCCUGGAGAAGCUGAAGAACAAACAGCUGCCGUCGUCGGAGAAGAAGCUCGGCUGGCUUCCACCUUGCGACGCCGGUGAGCAGUGUGCGGUGCGUAAAGGAGCGAGGAUCGGGAAGCUCUGUGGAUGUCCCAGAGGAACGUUGUGCAACUUCAGCGUCCUGCAGUGUGCAUAGAGCUCAGAACGCUGUACAAACCAAACAAUAAACUUUUAAAAAACUUU
Xiphophorus maculatus (southern platyfish) is the source of this 931-nucleotide messenger RNA. Its product is annotated as cocaine- and amphetamine-regulated transcript protein-like. NCBI's taxonomy places the organism in Eukaryota, Metazoa, Chordata, Actinopteri, Cyprinodontiformes, Poeciliidae. Gene Ontology annotation, molecular function: neuropeptide hormone activity. The transcript has 3 exons. The record is from RefSeq and is a predicted model, not a curated record. Gene Ontology annotation, biological process: positive regulation of MAPK cascade; G protein-coupled receptor signaling pathway; negative regulation of appetite. Bases 561 to 884 code for a protein of 107 amino acids.